AUGGUCUGCGAUUCUGAUAAUAAAGUUCGGCAGAAGCUGAAGAUUUACUUCAAGAGAUGCACUGGAAUACUUCCUUAUUCUAUGGUUUCUCUUGACUCAUCUAGGAUUGUAGUUUUAUUUUUCGCAUCCAGUGGCUUAGCUUUUUUAGAUGCAUUGGACAUUGUGGAUAGAAAUGAAAUCAUAGAGUUCGUGUACUCUCACCAAAUAUUGUCCUCUGACUUCCAAGAUAAGAAAGGUGGAUUCAGAGGUUCAAAUCUCAUCGGUUGUUCUUCAGAUCCUGAGGAAGCUAAAUUGGACCGUUCAAAGUAUGAUGGAAGCCACGUAACAAUGGUUUAUUCAGCUCUUUCCACGUUGUUGUUACUUGGUGAUAACUUAUCUCGUGUAGACAGACGUGGAACUCUGGCUGGAUUAUCGGCUAUGCAGUGUUCGGAUGAACCUGGGUUGUUCAAAGCAGGAGAUAUAUGCGGGGAACGUGAUAUGCGUUUCGUCUUUUCUGCAGUUGCCAGCUGUUAUAUUUUAGAUGGACUAGAUUCUAUCAAUUGUGAAGAUGUUGCUGAUUUCAUCGCAAAAUGCCAGACUUACCAAGGUGGAUUCGCCAAUUUACCGUAUUUGGAAGCACAUGCUGGAGCUACUUACUGUGCAGUAGCCAGUUUGUCUCUUAUCGAUAAGUUAGAAUCAGUUAUUCCUGCUGGAUCCAAGUCACGCAAUUUAUUAAUUAAAUGGCUACUGAAUUUACAAGAAGAAGGAUUUCAUGGGCGUGUUGGUAAACCAGAUGACACAUGUUACACAUUUUGGGUCUGUGCUAGUCUUAAAAUAUUAAACUGUCACCAUCUCGUCGAUAAGAACUCAGCUGUUCGUUUUGUAACAAGAUGUUGGAAUGAUGUUAUUGGGGCCUUUACAAAGACUCCUGACCAGUUUUGUACCCCAGAUCCACUACAUACUUACCUUUCUCUUUCUGGCUUAUCAUGUUUAUGUGCAAGUGACAAUUCAACAACUGGACACGAUGUAAAAUCAAUAGAUUCCGAAUCAUACGUGUAUCGUAACCUACAAGAGUUACUAAAUUCAGGCGAACUUCUUACUGUUUAUCCAGAGUUAAAUAUUCCCGAAAAAUAUCAUCAGCGUCUGAAACAGAUUCAUCUUCAGUGGAGUAAAAAAGAAGCACAUCACUUGUAA
Schistosoma rodhaini is the source of this 1173-nucleotide messenger RNA. NCBI's taxonomy places the organism in Eukaryota, Metazoa, Platyhelminthes, Trematoda, Strigeidida, Schistosomatidae. The record is from the annotation of a GenBank genome assembly.